Messenger RNA from Diospyros lotus (date-plum), 2801 nucleotides. RefSeq lists its product as uncharacterized. The record is from RefSeq and is a predicted model, not a curated record. The coding region runs from base 121 to 2571 and encodes 816 amino acids. The transcript has 8 exons. NCBI's taxonomy places the organism in Eukaryota, Viridiplantae, Streptophyta, Magnoliopsida, Ericales, Ebenaceae.
UCCUCCCGCCAUCUGCUCUCUGUCUCUGCCUCUGUCUCUACCAUCUCUCUCUCUCUCUCUCUCUCCCUGAAUCAUCGAAACCCUAGUACCGGAGCUCCGAAUCCAGAAACAAGGCCAGCAAUGGAGUCAGAUAUUCGAACCAGAAAGCGAAAGAGAAAUGGACCAGCCUCCAUCUCCUGCGGCCCAUUCGCGGGCAUCUUCACGCGAAGCCGGUCUCAGAUAUACGUUCACUGCCACCGAUCCGGCAGAGAACGUGCCGACGACCCCCAAAGCCGUCUCAAGCUCCACUCGUCUCAACAGCCGACCACAAAGCGCAGCCGAUCGUUGAGCCGGCACCAUGGUCAACAACAACACGACGUUUCUUCUGAUGCGGCGAAUAACUCUCUUGCCUCCAUCAAGGACCUUCGAGCUAGGAGGGUUUUCUCUCCGGCGUCAAUUACCGAAGAGGGUUGUGGUUUUAGCGGUGGUAUCGCGGACUUUGAUCUGGGAAAGCAGUCCAAAGUGAAGAGUUCCAAACUUGUAGAGUCUGACUUGGGGUUCCGUUGUCUAUCCGAGGAUUCGAGCAGUGAAAAUCGUAGUUUGCAACCGGAAAUCGGUCAUUGUUAUGCUGAUGGAGCAUCCGAGGGUGGUGGAGAACCGGUGCAGAAUGGACCUAAUUACAAAUUGAAAGAGGGAAUUAAUUGCAGAGAGGAAGGUGUUGAUCUUGCAAACCCUAAUUUGUCAGAGAAAAGGGGAGAAGGUGGAGUAUGCGAUGCGGAGCAGAGAGAUGACAAUGGCAGGGUUCUGAGUUUGACGGAAGAGUGCAUUCAUACGACACCAGUUGAUGCCGUUAUAUCCAAUGGGAAAUCGAUAGAUGAUAGUAGGCCAAGUGAGAACAAGAACUGGAGCAUUUCGAAUGGAACUGUUUGCCCUAAAGAUGAUUGUUGGUUGGGAAUCAGUGGCAGUGUUAUGCGGAGAAAGGGUUCCAUCCCCAGGAAUAAAAUGGUUCUAAAUUCAUGUAGUCGACGACAGAAGGUAUUCAAAACUCCAGGCUCAUUCAGCUUUAGAAGGUUGUUGCCUUUUCUGACGGAAAUUGCAAAAGAUGAUCCUUGUGUUUCAAUGAUAGAGAAACGUACUUUAGGAGUUUCUUGCAAGGAUCCAAGCUUAAAUGGGGCGGAGGAUAAAUACUCGUUGAUCAUGGGCAAAUGUAAAGAUGAAGAUGGAGGGAACAGUCAAUUGCUUAAUAUGGGUCAUGGAAGCAAUGAAGAUGGUCACCUUUCAAAUGGAGUUGGUGAAUUGACUGCAGAUAAUGUUCAAAUGACCCCGCCAGAUGUUGACAUCUUCAGUAAACCUGAGAUUAUUGAAAAAAGUGAAAACGAGGAAGACAUCGAUUUAAAGGCUAACGUUCAUACUUUUAGGAAGUCAAUGGAGAGUAGCAGCAGCAUUAAAAGUAAACCAAUUCUUAAUUCAUUUUCACGGAAGAAGGUCUUCAAGGCUCCAGGCUCAUUCAGCUACAGAAGAUUGCUUCCAUUUCUGAAUGAUAUAGGAAACGAUUCCGACAAUUCCAUUGGUGCCUCCAAAUGUACUCCAAAAGUUGAGAGUAACCCAAAGGAACACUUACCUGUUUUGGCUUCACACCUCCAAGAAGUCCCCAUUGAUGCACCUACAACAGACGGUUCCUCCAUGGAGUAUCACACUGGUGAUUCAGGGCUGAUCCCUCCUGCUGAAAAGUUGACUUCCAGCAAUGGUUCAUUUGAUAAUGAGGUCAUGCUCAAAUCUGCUGAAAACAUUAUUGAGCCUGAGAUGCCAUUUGAUUCUCAAAAGGAGUGCAUAACUGAAACUGAGCAGGUUACAUUACUCAACUCCAGAAACGGGGAGCCUGCCACCUCCGGGGACAUACCUUCCAAUCCUGAAAUGGAGUCUACAAUUAAGCCACUAUACGUCCCCUGCAAUUGUGAAACUUUGGAUGGAGAUGGUACAUUGGAUUUCUCUCAUUGUGUAUCCAUUGCUACUCAAGAGUUCCACACAGUAUUGCAGAGGGAACAUUCUAAAAAUCAACAGGCACUUGAAUCAGAAAACUUGCAUCAAAAUUCAUCUAAACUUGAAGGAUCUAUUUCUUCAGGGAUUCCUAGUGAUGGUCUUAUGAAGGGGAUUCUCAGGAGAAAUCCACGAGGAUGUAGAGGGCUUUGUAAUUGUCUGAACUGUGCUUCAUUUCGCCUCCACGCAGAUAGGGCAUUUGAGUUCUCGAGAAAUCAGAUGCAAGAUGCUGAGGAGAUAGCUUUGGAGUUGAUUCAGGAACUAUCUUAUCUUCGAAAUAUGUUGGAAAAAUCCACUGUUGAUGCCACUGGUCAUGCCAUUGUCCAUGUCAAUCAGGUGAAGGAAGCUUCCACAAGAGCUCUCAACGCUCAGGAAUUAGCAAAAGAUCGCCUUGGCCAAAUGAACUUAGAUCUUAGUAUUCAUUCCAGAAGCAUGCUCUUGCAGCGGCCAAGAGUGAAGUUCGCUAAUUAUGUUGAAGAAGUAGUUAUUUCCAAGGCAGACCUGCAAAUGGUGGAGAAGAAUGAAAAAGUAGACAGUAGAAAAUUUGCUGAAUGAUUGUAAUUGGUCUCUGUGAAAUGUUUUGUUUUGUUGUAAGGUGUCUGUUGAAGUAUCAGCAGAUAAUACCUUAUCUUGUUCAAGGAUAAGUUGGUCUUGCUUGCAGAGUGCAUUGUGGAAUUAAAAAUAUGCUUUCUUUGGGGUGAUGCUCAGGAUUGAGUAGGUUUACAGUUGUAUUAUAUGAAAUUACAAUCUUCAGGCUGUUAAGAGACGAUGAACUAAGACAUAAA